Messenger RNA from Theileria parva strain Muguga, 2478 nucleotides. RefSeq names its product Kinesin motor domain protein (gene KIF18B). NCBI's taxonomy places the organism in Eukaryota, Apicomplexa, Aconoidasida, Piroplasmida, Theileriidae. Bases 208 to 2478 code for a protein of 756 amino acids. Gene Ontology annotation, molecular function: microtubule binding; microtubule motor activity; ATP hydrolysis activity. The record is from RefSeq and is a predicted model, not a curated record. The transcript has 2 exons. Gene Ontology annotation, cellular component: kinesin complex; microtubule. Gene Ontology annotation, biological process: microtubule-based movement.
UUUUGGGUUUAAAAUUAAUUAAUGUAACAUAAUUUAACAUUUUCAUUAAGCAUAGUUGUUUAUACCUAAUUUGUAAAUUAUUAAUACAUGUAAACUGAUCGUUAAUGGGUAUGUUAUUAAUAUUUUGUAAUAUUUAACUUGUAAAAUUUGUUGAUAUUUUUUUGCCCAUAAAUAUAAAUAAAAAUAAUAUUUAAUUACUUGAUUAAGAUGGUUAAAAGAAAUCUUGAUUCCAAAAACACCAUACACAUGGCCUCAAAUGAUUCAGUACAGAGCCCUGAAUCAUCCAAGCUCAACCAUGUUUCAAAAAUCCGGAAAUUGUCUAAUAAUACAAGUAUUCAAAAGUUGUAUACGAGUCCAAAAGUUACAACAAAUAAUAAAACACCAGAAUUAUUAAACAAACGUGCUAAAAUGGAUGUUUCCAUCUCCAGAAAAUCGACAUCAGACACCGAAAGUAACAUGAGCUUUGAACCCUUUAGUAAAAACACAAAUUUUGCUUUCGAAAAUGAUAUAUUAAAGGAUUUAAUUGAAUUGAGUAACCCAUCUAAUACAUCAAAUCAACGCAACGGAGUGGAUCAAACUUCACAACUAGAACACAACCCAAUCACAGAUUCCCAGAUAAUCAGGAUAAUAGACAAUAAUAAUGAAUACGAUACCCAAAAAUUGGCUGAAAAUGAUAACUAUUCACAAAUAACUAGACCAGUUGAUAACGAAGCCCCUAAAGAGCAAUACGAAAGUUACUUUGCCAACCCUGAACUUGAAUCAAUUAUUAAUUCACAAAUUUUUGAAGACAACUUUAGGGAAAAGCUGACACCUUCAAGAAAAGCAAACUAUGUACACACACUCCUUUCAGGAAGAACAAGCCUUGAUGACUCUAUUAAUAUUUUAAAUAAAUUAAGUCAAAGUGAAGUUAAUACACAACUUUCCCCAGUUAACUCCCCAAUUAAUUCUCAAAAUUCAGUAGAGGAUAACCACGACAAAUAUUACGAAGUUGAGUCUAUCAAUGAAGGAUUAGAUAACGAUUAUACACACAUUGAUACUACCUUGUUAGAUACUACCACCACAGUUACUACUAAUGAAAUUGAUCAAAAUGAUGAAACCACAGAUGAUAAUGUUACUCCCUACAGAGAAAUAGUCAGUGAUAACUCAGAAGUUGGAAAAGAAGUUGAAAGUGUAGAGAGCGUAAAAUUUGAGGAGGCAAGAGAUGAAGAAUAUUCUGAGGUGGAUAGCGGUUUGGUGGAGUUCAAGGAUGAAUUUGAUAUGGAGGAACUAAUUUCAAGGUAUAAAACGCUGUAUAAUAACAGUUUUUUUAACUGUAGUAAGACUGGAACAGGGAAAUUGAGAGUAGUAGUGAGAUGUAGACCAAGUACCUGUAAGAACAAGGCUAUAGAAUGCGAAAAAUCAUGUGUAAAGCUAUUUAAGCCUGGAAAUAAGAAUAGUGUACUAAAGUCUCAAAGGCCUGGAGUAUUUGAAUUCAACUUCGACCACAUUGUCCAGGAAGACGAUUCAACAGAAACACUUUACACAAAUAGUUGUCUAGAUCUGAUUGAAAAGCUCUUUUCAGGAAUCAGUGUUACGAUCUUCGCAUAUGGGAGUACAGGGUCAGGAAAAACGUACACAAUUGCAGGAACAGAAGGUAGUGUAGGUUUGUUGCAACUGAUUAUUACUGAUUUGUUCAACUCUAGCCAAGUAAGUGAACAGGACCUGUAUCUGUCAUACUUUGAAGUGUAUAAUGAGAAUGUGUAUGACCUACUCCAGGAAAAUGAGGUGAAUUUGCAAUUACAAGAAAACGAUAGCAAAGUGUUUGUGAAGGGAUUAACAAAGGUUAAGAUUUCUAACUACGAAGAUUUUAAACGUCUUUUCGAAAUCGGUGAUAAGAAUCGCAAGGUUUUUUCAACAAACGCAAACAGAUCCUCAAGUCGUUCUCACGCAAUACUUCAGAUACAAACUUCUUUAAACACCAAGUUGACCAUCAUUGAUCUGGCAGGAUCAGAGAGGAUGAAAAUAACAGAUAAUGCUGGCGAUAGACUGAAGGAGUCAUCAUAUAUUAAUCAGUCACUUUUAGCACUUAUAAACUGCAUAAAUACAUUAGCAAAGAAGUCAAGCAGCAUGAGUGGAUCUGGUGGAACUGGGGAAAGAGUCAAGUACAGAGAUAGUAAGCUGACACACCUGCUGAAAAACUCACUAACAAAUAACUGUUUUAUACUCAUGAUAGCACAUGUUAACCCGGAAAAUAAGUUCUACCAGGAUUCCUAUAACACCAUUAAGUAUGCACUGAGGGCAAAAGACGUUGAAAUCUCACAUGUUAUAACAAAUUCUAAAAGUGGUAAGGAAGUCAUAAAGAAGUUUUCUAGAGAAUUGUUGUUUUUGAUCAAUUUGAUGAAAAGUAACAUUAGUGAGAACAAAUUGGAAUUGAUAAGGAAACACAUUUCACAAACCCAUCUAGUAGGGCGACCGUUGCUCGUUGAUCUUCUUAGUUAA